This is a messenger RNA of Mugil cephalus (flathead mullet), 9662 nucleotides long. RefSeq names its product gamma-aminobutyric acid type A receptor subunit beta4 (gene gabrb4). Gene Ontology annotation, molecular function: neurotransmitter receptor activity; extracellular ligand-gated monoatomic ion channel activity; GABA-A receptor activity. The record is from RefSeq and is a predicted model, not a curated record. Lineage: Eukaryota; Metazoa; Chordata; Actinopteri; Mugiliformes; Mugilidae. Gene Ontology annotation, cellular component: membrane; neuron projection; GABA-A receptor complex. Bases 1365 to 2903 code for a protein of 512 amino acids. Gene Ontology annotation, biological process: nervous system process; monoatomic ion transmembrane transport; regulation of membrane potential. The transcript has 10 exons.
ACACAAAAGUGCGAGUCCUGAUCCGUGAUAAGGAAUUAAAUAAAAAAAUAAAAAAAUAAAUAAAUAAGUGAAUAGGCGUGUGGAUGUUGUGCGUGUCUUGAUAUUUGACUGUGUGUGGGCGCCUCGCGUCAACGAGUGUGUGUCUCAAAAACAAACAAAAAAUUAAUAAUGAAAAAACGUGGCAAAGUGGAAGAAAUGCACGAAAACGCACCGGCACACACUCGCGGCAUCCUAAUUGGUUUUAGAGAGAAUAGACAGCUCAUGAACGGCCUGUCGCUAAGGAAUUCACCUUAGGUGUCCCCCCCCUCUUCUUCCCCUCCGUAGGAUAUUAUUUUAUUUAAAAAAAAACGAAAAGAGGAUAAAGAAAAAGGAGGCGAGGUUCCCUCGUCAUGUCUUUCUGGACAUUGGUUCAGUGUUUGGAGCAGGAGACGACCGGAACACAUUAACGUCUCCAAACGCCAUUUAACGCUGGGCAGCGGAGGCAAGUGGACUUUUCAUAUAGGUUUGCAUCUUUGCCAUGUAAUCUGUCGUUGUGAUACAUGCAUUGGCGUAUCAGGGGCCAUCCAUAUUUAUCAGCAUCUAAUUUUUUUUUUCACCAGAGGAGUGAUAUAGCCUGCUCUGACGUCUGCAUCAGAUAUUACCCAGUGCUUUUUCAAUGUGCAUUUUCCCCUCAGUGACUUUGCGCUGAUCUACAUCAUCAUCAGCAGCAGCGGCAGCAACGGGGGAGAGAGGAGAAGAAGAAAAAAAGGGAAUGAAGAUUUCAUUUUUCUUUUUUUUAAACCCACCGCUCCCCUUCAGCCGAACAGCGUUUCCAGCUCAAACAAAUAUCUUUUAACAACAUCACGUUGUGGAAUAGUCUGGCGCCAGAGCCUCGCUGGAACCAUGCCUCUUCUGCAGAUUUGGACUGGGAAAUUUCAUCCACCAAUUUGAUCUUCGGGAGGCUGCUGCUCAGUGAUUCAUGCCAGUGUUUGUUUUUUAAAGGAAAAGAAUACUUGUCAUCACUUUUAAAAGUAUUGUGUGUGCUGUUUUUUUAAGCAAGAUGUCUGAUCUUCUGGUGUUGGUCGAGGGGCUCUGUGACCUGCACGGAUUUCCAUAGCUUGGGAAGAAGGAGAAGAAAAAACAAAACAAAAAAGAAAACAGCGGGGGCCAAUUACAAGAUUUUUUUUUAUUUGAAAAAAAAAGAGAAGAAACCUAGAAGCCCAUUUAUUGAAGACAUCGCAUGCGUAAAUGUAGGCUAGUUUAUUCGACAUUUUUAAAAGGCAGUUAUUUUUUUAUUUGAUUGCCACUUUUUACUUUGUGCAUUUUUCGGGAGGACCACUGGACUGGUUGGAUUAUAGACACUACAUAUAUAAGGAUUUGUGGAGAUGUUGGGUCGUCAAGAAGAUAAAUUAUGUGGAAUUUUCUCUGUUCUGGCGGCUUUGUCCUUCGCAUGCUUUAUUCAAAGCUCCUCCACUGGAAGCACCGGAAUGUCUGUGGCCAAGACCACCGUGGACAAGUUGCUGAAGGGAUAUGACAUCCGUUUAAGGCCUGAUUUUGGAGGUCCUCCAGUCAUCGUAGGAAUGAGCAUCAACAUCGCGAGCAUCGACUCCAUCUCAGAAGUAAACAUGGACUACACCAUCACAAUGUAUUUCCAGCAGAGUUGGCGAGACAAGCGUUUGGCCUAUGGUGAGCUGAACCUCAACCUGACUCUGGACAACCGUGUAGCAGACCAGCUUUGGCUCCCUGACACCUACUUCCUUAAUGACAAGAAGUCCUUUCUUCAUGGCGUAACAGUCAAGAACCGAAUGAUCCGACUGCACCCUGAUGGCACCGUCCUCUAUGGGCUGAGAAUAACCACUACUGCUGCUUGCAUGAUGGACUUAAGGAGGUAUCCCCUUGACGAACAGAACUGCACCCUGGAAAUUGAAAGCUACGGAUAUACCACAGAUGACAUCGUAUUCUUCUGGCAAGGAGGAGACAACGCUGUGACGGGCGUGGACAAGUUGGAGUUACCUCAGUUCUCCAUCGUGGACAUUCGCUUGGUGUCCAGGGAGGUCAGGUUUACUACUGGUUCAUAUCCAAGGCUUUCGCUGAGUUUCAGGAUUAAGAGGAACAUUGGAUAUUUCAUCUUGCAGACCUAUAUGCCCUCCAUCUUGAUCACCAUCCUCUCCUGGGUCUCCUUCUGGAUCAAUUAUGAUGCCUCUGCAGCUCGGGUGGCCCUGGGUGUGACAACGGUGCUUACCAUGACCACAAUUAACACCCACCUUAGGGAGACUCUCCCAAAGAUUCCGUAUGUGAAAGCCAUCGACGUCUACCUCAUGGGCUGUUUUGUGUUUGUGUUCCUGGCCCUGCUUGAAUAUGCCUUUGUAAAUUACGUGUUCUUUGGCCGGGGCCCUGCGCAACAGAAGAAAAUCAAUGAAAGGCUGAACAAAGCCAACAACGAGCGCACAAGAUACGAGGAGAAGCGCCUGAGGGAACAGGACUCCAUUUCCGCGCCGUUUCAAACCAACACCUUCAGGUCAUUUACACAGCGAAGAAAUCUGUAUCUCGAGGAACAAAGAAAAGUUGGGGUGGAUGCAUAUGGAAACAUCCUCCUCACCACGCUGGAGAUGAACAACGAAGUGAUGCCUUCUGACGUGGGGAGCAGCGUCAGUGACUCUCGGAAUUCAGUCAUGUCCUUUGACAGCUCCGGGGUCCAAUUCAGGAAGCCCAUGGCUCCCCGAGAUGGCUUCAGCCACCACUCGCUGGAUCGGAGCGCCAUGCGGAGCCGGGCUAACUGUCGGCUACGACGACGCUCCUCCAAGCUCAAGUUGAAAAUCCCAAACCUGUCAGAUGUUAGCACCAUUGACAAGUGGUCCCGGGUCAUUUUCCCUAUCACCUUUGGAUUUUUCAACCUAAUCUACUGGUUAUACUAUGUGAAUUGAUGUGCAUCCCACUAGGAAUCAUGGGCCAUAUUUUGAGAGCACAUUAAAUUGGCUUUGAUACAGUUCCAAAAUAUGUAUACACAUAUACAAGUUGAACAUAUGUAUAUGCAUAUUUCUAUAUAUUAUAUUUAUAUAUACACGUGUGAAAUCUGAAGGACCAUUAUGCUGUACAAAGUAUUAAUAGGAUGACUUGAAUGUUUAAGAAUAAUUGCGAGAGAAGAAUUUCGAGGCUUUUGAGUUUCUUUUUCCUCCUGAAACAAACAAACAAACAACAAACAAACAAACAAACAAACAAACACAAGAUCCCGUCAGGGGAUUUUGGAACUAAAGACUGCAUGAUAUUUUUGCUAAAAAAAAAAAACAACAAGAAAAAAAGAGAAAGUGAAAGCUCUUGAGAGAGAAAAGAUGUCUCAGAGUCCCAUUGACUUUUUAUUGAUACUUAUUGUAAUCAAAAAUCCUCUACUGCAGCUCAUGAAAUCAGUGGUGGCUUGUCUGUUCAGGCAUCAGCUGAGUGAGAUCCUUAACACCCCCCGCCCCACCCCUCCCACCCCCCUGCCGACUUCACCCAUCCACCUCCCCCACGACCUCCUCCCCCUCGCCAUCACCCAUGGAUAACAUGCACGGAAAUCUCCGGUUCUACUAUGUACAGCAACCUUGUUUGGAUUAUGUGUUGUUCCUUGGGUUUUUUGAAGUGGUAUCGUUCUCUUUAUCAGACAUCAGCUCUGGCGCAUCGGCCUCCAUUAGGGGGCCGUGUGGAUGGGAUGUUUGACCGCCGCAUUCCCGCCCAGAGUCAACGCAAACUUGUAUUCCUUUUCUCUUCUCAUGUUAUUUUUAGAAACACGUCCUCGGGGUGGGGUUGGGGAGGGAAGGGGCUCUUUUUUCAUUAUGGUUAAAAACAAAUAUUGAUUAUUGUAGAUAUGAUUUUGUCUUAAAAAAAAAUACUGUGAUUUCAGAGAGUGUCAGAACAUGUUCUAGAGCUAGGGCAUUAUGAGAUAAAAAGAGUCAAAGGUAUGCAUUACUCAUUUUGAUUGUUUGAAAAAAAAAAGAGACAUAUUCUGUACAUUUUAUCAUUCAGUAUUCUCAUGAAAGUAUACUUGUGCUGUUUCUUUCCUCCUAACGCCUGAUCCACAUGCUCUUUAGGUGCAGAGUUCAUUGACGUCAUAUCCUGCUUUGUGUUUUUGCAAAAAGGAAACGGAGGAUCGCUUCUGUGAUUUGUUUGAGAUUAUUUCCACAGUGGAGAUGUAAGAACAUGUAUAUUCAAAAAGAGUCAACAUUAUCCGCCAACAGUUUGACCAGUUGUCAUUCAGUAUACAGUACUUCUUCGUUCGUUGAGCAUUUCUUCAGUGUUGGAGUUGCACUUUGUGAAGGCAAGAUUAUUUAUUUGGGGUAGUGAUGAGCGGCCCCUUGGCAGAAGGUUUGGGGAGAAAGGAUUCAACAUUUUACACUUAAACCCAGUCAGUGCCAUCCCACAAACGCCCGAGGAUCAGAGAUGACAGCCUACUCACGAAUGAUACAGUGAUUCUCGGGGAGAAAAACGCCUGAGAAAUAGCCAUGAAUUGAACGAAACGACGACCAAAAGGCCUAUAAUUCAUACGCAUUAUUGUGUUACACUGCAAUUCCAGUGCUCAGGUUCAUUUGCAAAGUAAAAAAAAAAGAUAUAUAUAUACCAGAGGACUUUAUUUUAUUCAUUUAUUUUUAGGACAUUAGACUGAAUUAUGGUGUUUAUAGAUUGUUAAAUCCAAAUCAAGUUAGGUUUCCAUAACCACCAAAUACAAACUCAAAGCCUUAGAUGGACAUUUGACACUAUGGGAAAGAUGAGAAAGAGCAAAAAAAAAAAAAAAAAAAGAUUUUCGUUUCUGUUGUUGUUUAGCUUCAACUGAAGUGCAUUUCAGCAUCUUCCUCACUUCCGCCUCUACUUCAUGCACACACAGGCAAAGAGCAAAAACCAAAUCUACCACUGCUACGUACGAAGGGAGAAAAACGACCACAAAAAUGUGGACACACGUAGGAGAAGAUGGAGGGCCUGCAGAAUAGUGACACCAGGAGGGGAGUAUCAAUUCAUCAGAAAUAUCCUCUUCCCUCUGUAGUGCAGGAUGCAGCAUGCAUAAGAUGUCUUCAAAAAGGAAUACUGAUCAGAAACCAAUUUAAGUCAUCGUGAAGUGUGUACAGUGAUGUGGCCCGAGCUGUGAUCUGAGUUUCGUAUUUCUUUGGUCUAAAUUUUAUGCAUCGUCGUCACAUUCUCUAGACACAAAUGGAGAACAGAGAUCACCUUUAAAUAUCCAGCAAAAAAUAAAUAAAAAUCUACAUGAAGUAUGUAGUACAAUGGGAUUCAGCAGAAACACUAAGUGAGCAGAGUGUUAUGUUUUGUGUAAGCAGCAGAGUCAUCUGUUGCCUCAGUCAUAUGUGAGUUCAAAUCUGUUGCCAAAAUAGCCAGUGCUAUUAAAUAUGAAAAAAAAGAAGAAAGUUGCGGUAAUUUAUGAGAAAGGUGACAAUCAGUUAAAAAAAAAAAAAUAAUAAAAUAAAAUACAUGAAAGUGUUUCCACCUCGGAGCUCUGAGGCAGGUUCUUUUGUGGAGAAUAAGUACAGUACGUCAUGUUGUAGAGUAGCAAACAUAAAGGCUGGAAUGUCAAAUUCAGAGUUCUUCACAAAUUGCCAAAUUGAAAUGAAUUAAGACUGAAAUGCAAGCCUGACAACAGAUGUCUGUUGCGGCACUUCACACCUAAAAAGAAGCCCGUUGAGCACAGAUUCAGCAGUAGACUCUGAUAACGCUGUCACUCUCGAUGGACGGUUCAGAAGCAGGGACGUCGUCCUUUUUUAGUCCUAUCAUUCUCCGUCGUCGUUAAAACCGAGCGCCUACAUUACCCCACAAUGACACUUGACAUCACUCGGGGCACAAAGGCUUUCAUGGAGCUUUUUUGCACAUAUGCAGUAGUACUCCCCUUUGAACUGACUUUGAUGUGUAAAACUGUUGGGGUUGCCCUUUAACUCAUUAGAUACAUCCCUGUGAUACGUAUGCUGCAAUUUAAAAAAAAAAAAAAAAAAGUUCUGACAUCAUUAUAGGUAUGGUUCUCUUUUCGUCAGUCGCUUUUUACAAUCAGAUGAAGAGCGGAUUUUGACUGUGCCCACCGAGUAUAGAUUGCUUCAUGAUUGGUUAAAUAUGUAUGAUGUUAGAUGUGGUCUUUGAGUAAAGGGGUACUUCAGAUGUUCAGAUAUUUAAAGAAUUAAACGAAGGUGGUAAUGAAUGAGUCAUUCAACUGAUACACUUUACACUGAUUUGUUUUUUGUUGUUUUUUUGUUUUGCAUCAUUUCAUUCUCUUCUGCACACAGCUUGUCAAACUGUUCAAAUGGAAUAUGAAGAGUUCAGUCACACUAUCAGGCCAGAGGAUGCUAUUUAUUACAGUGCAAAGCAUUAUUGUUUAUAUAUAUAUAUAUAUAUAUAUAAAAAAAUAUGGGCAACCAUGAGUGCUUUUUUUUAAGUAUAUCAAUGGAACAUGUUUGAUUAGAAAGAUGCCUAAUCCAUCGACUCAGUGAUCUCAGUGAGAUGCACUAGCAACAAAUUUUCAUUCAGGUUGGUUUAUUCCCAGAAAUGAUUUUAUUUUUCUUUCAGAUGGUCGAUGCAUAUCUUUAAUGAACUCCAAACACACACGGAGGAGUCACAUUAGCAGCCCUUGCAUGCUCACACUAAAUAUGUCCACCACUCAUUCCAGUCAGAACAUGUAUUACCUGCUUUCUGGAUAUAAAAUCUGCACAUUUGUCCCAAAAGCUGUGAGGAUCUUCUGUUUCAUUGUUUUUUUCUUUUAGGAUAUUUGCUUAUACAAGAGAGCAAAUACACUUUCUUUGACACAUAUUUUCAAGGAGUAGAGGAGGAGGAAAAAAAAGUGUUGAACUGAUUUCAAUGUGAAUUUUCUUGCCUCUAGUGUAUAUGUGUAAUUACAUGUGAAUUGUACUGUAAAUAUGAUAUCUUUCACUUAAUAGUUCUUAAUGCAUGAACAAAAACAUGGCAGUUCGUAAUACCAGCUAGCCUCACUGCUAAUGGCAUGGACAGCUUCUCUAGCAUUGGCAUACUUCUGCAAACGAAACCUAAAAAAUGAAACACAAGAAGUACACGGUGUGGACGAAAUAAUGGAGAAAUCAACACAGAGGUCCUCUCACAGUGAAGGAGUUUCUGGUGGCUCUGAGCUCGUACUGGUUCACGUGUUCCUCCGGAACAACGGCUAACACGAAUGCUGGUGCAGAUGCCUGGAGACUACAGUCUGCCUUGGUGCAUUGCCAGCGAAUGCAUAUAUGAAAAGCUGAGCUUUUCUAUUUACCAUAUACAAUCUGACCUUAGGAUUUGUGGGGGAUUUCAGCACAGAGUACCUGCUGCAUUUCAGUGUCAACAAUUUACUGGGAUCCACGAAUCUACUCAGAAAAUUAUGGGCAUGUUCGGCUAGCUGACUUACAGAGGCUAGAGGAGCAGGGUUGCCUUAAGAAGGCGAGGGGGAUGUUCUUUCCUGUUCCUCAAUAAGACAGUCACGUGUGCCCUUGAGCAAGGCACUUAGCCAAUUGCCCAAGCUGCUCAGUUGCAGAGGUCUGUGCAGGAUGGUAGGGAGCACCUUUAGCUAUGUGAGGGUACUGACAGAAAAUAGUUCCCCAAAUGUCCUUUGGUACAGUCUGGUCUCAUGUAACAGCACACGAGCAACACGGCAAGUCACGACCUUUCAGUGCGCAUUCUGCAUUUUUGGUGUGUUAUUUCACGCUGUGUGAUCUUUGAAGGAUAGCCUAUCCCUUUCCUUAGACCUAACCUAACCUAACCUAACCUAACCUAACCUAACCUAACCUAACCAACUAGCAUGUCAUUUAAUGUUGUAAAAUGACAUUAGGAAAGCUUAAAAUGCAUUGCUAUGAGGCAAAAUGUGCAGGAAGUGGCUAUUUAUAUGAAAUUCCAUGAUACUUUGUAGUUUGGUUCUGCACUAGUAAAUUAAACCCGAUACUGUUUUGGUUCGAUAAAGUGUCUCUUUAGUGUUUAUAGAACACAAUGUGUUAGAUGCCAUAUCACAUUUAGCCAUAACUUCCAGCUGGGACCUAGUUAUAUAUAUAAUUAUAUAUAACAUUAUAUAUAAUUCCAUUCUCCGUUGACUCACGUAUAGGACGCUCCACUGAAAAAGUGAACCAUAACCAAAUCUCACCCACCAAGACACCAGAACACGGCUGAAAGCCUCCUCACUGUUGGAAGAACUGCCGUUGGUGCAUUCAUUAUUUUGUAUGUACCUUGUAGGUUUUGUUUUGCAUGACCUGAGUUUUUGAAAGGUUUAUUUUCAUAUAUUUUUACUCCACACCAUCCGAUUCAUCUCCACAGCCAGGAAAAGAAAGAUCCAGUGUUUACAUGCUCAAAAUUGCACUUGUUUUACAGCCAGCUCUAUAAAUCUUGUGAAACAAACUGUUUGUAAAACUGGAGGAUAAAAAAAAAAAAAUGUAACCAUAGAACGUACAUGGCGUGAUUCGUGCGAAUCAUUAAUAUGUACUUCUAUGGAAAUGUAUUUACUGUAAAUCACGCAAUUUGGAAUAGAUGCACCAAGUGCAUGCUGUAGUUUUAUCAGGUUGAGCAUAAGCAUUAACAUCAAACGCCCUUCAACUACAAAGGAUGUAAAGGAUGCUCGCCUGUAGCAUCUGAACGUAAGCCAUGUGAUUGCACACUGAGUGGGUGUUCCCUGUAUUUUCUCUUUAAUAAGCUGCCUCUGGUUAUAGUCUGCUGUUGAUUGCUGUAUGAGGAUACUUGCAAGAAGCUGUGCUGAUUCCCAGUUACACAUCCGUAUACUGUAACUCCCUCUUUUGGAAGAGCUCGCCAGGGAGAGAUGCUUAACCAGUAGGCAAGAAAGAUUUUCCAACACUUUCUAAAAAAAAAAACUAAAAAAAAAAAAACAUUGGCAAAGAAAAGAACCCACAAAAUCGACAGCCCAUUUAUUUUUCAGUAUAAAUUAGCAAAUGAUUUUCUUCAUUUCUGUGUUCAUUUCUGAUUUAUUGUAUUUGUUGCAUUUGUUAUGGAUUGUUAUUCUUACUGUUGUUGUUGUUUUCUCAUAAGAAGGAAAUGUAAUUCAUCUGAUAUACUGGCACUGGAAGAAAAAUGCAUUUGGUUUUUGUAUCGUAAUUGUUUUGUUCACAUUGGGCGCUUAUUUGAUUCAGUUGUUUAAUAAGGUGUUUGAUUUCAUUUGGAGUAUCAGUACUCAUGGAAUCAACAUUUGUGUAGUAUGAAGUUGUAUUUUUUCUUUUUGUCAGUGCAAAUUAAUGUUAUAGUGUCAAUCAGCUUUUUUAGGUGUUUGAACAAAAUGUGUUUUUUACAAAUACAAGGUGUUCAAGUAUGUGGUAUAAAAAGGGUUAUCAUUCAAACAACCGACUUUUUACAAAUAAAGGCUUAUACAGUAAAGAAAGCUAAUGUCUUUUCAUUUGCCCUUUGUGGACUAAUAUGCAGCAUUGUUUCAUUUGACUCCUUAUUAAUUUCUUUUCAGAUAUUAGUCCCCAAAAGGUAAAUAGCACUCGCUGUUGCAAAAUAAGAGGAUAAAAUCAGGUAUUUACCAUUGCUAUUCCAGGUUGUUGUCAGAGCUCUCACCUCUUAGUUGGUGUCUUGCUUUUGAUAAGGACUGUUGGAUAUGAGGACAGUCCGGAAACAAAAAUUUAAGAAAAAUCAAGAGUGUCUUCUUUUAAUUUGAUUACGAAACAUUGCGCGUUUAUGAGAAUAUACCUCCUUUCAUACCCUAUUUCCUGAAUAAAGACGCAAAGUGA